UAUACGCAUCCAUAUUUUUCUGGACACUCAAAGUGUGCACGUUCUCUUGUGAGAAACUAAAGCUUUUUGUGAUUCUCCGGCAGAAAUAUCAAUAAAUUGUGAACAAAAUGUCACUCGCGGCAAAAAGACUGCUUCCUCUUUUGGAUCGUGUCCUAGUUCAGCGUGCUGAAGCCAUAACCAAGACCAAAGGCGGUAUUGUGAUUCCUGAGAAGGCCCAAGCUAAAGUCCUCCAAGCCACUGUUGUCGCUGUCGGCCCAGGAGCCCGGAAUAAGAAUGGCGAUCACAUUCCCCCAGCUGUAAAAGUCGGAGACAGCGUGUUGCUUCCAGAAUUUGGCGGCACAAAGGUCGAGCUAGCAGACGAUAACAAGGAGUAUCACUUGUUCCGGGAAUCAGACAUUUUGGCCAAAAUCGAAUAAUUGUUUAAUCAAUUUUUCUCUUUCCAAUCUCUUGCUUUUCUUUGGGUGGAAAUUUUUAAGUUUAAAAAGUAGAAUAGAAACUGCAUUUACAUAUAAAUUUCAGAGGAAAGGAUACAAAGGAUAUCCCUUGAAUUAACGACAUUGGGUGACAAGUUGUUACUCUUUUAGUCACCCCAUAAGUGAACUGAAGAAAAAGAACACCAUCUUAUUUGUACGUAGAUCGUUUAUAAUAAAAUUAAUUACAAAAUGGGA
This is a messenger RNA of Phlebotomus papatasi, 668 nucleotides long. Its product is annotated as 10 kDa heat shock protein, mitochondrial. Lineage: Eukaryota; Metazoa; Arthropoda; Insecta; Diptera; Psychodidae. The record is from RefSeq and is a predicted model, not a curated record. The coding region runs from base 108 to 416 and encodes 102 amino acids. Gene Ontology annotation, molecular function: protein-folding chaperone binding; protein folding chaperone; ATP binding. Gene Ontology annotation, cellular component: mitochondrial matrix. The transcript has 4 exons.